Gopherus flavomarginatus (Mexican gopher tortoise) is the source of this 2408-nucleotide messenger RNA. RefSeq names its product hyaluronidase-2-like. The record is from RefSeq and is a predicted model, not a curated record. The transcript is spliced from 5 exons. Lineage: Eukaryota; Metazoa; Chordata; Testudines; Testudinidae. Bases 709 to 2127 code for a protein of 472 amino acids. Gene Ontology annotation, molecular function: hyaluronoglucuronidase activity; hyalurononglucosaminidase activity. Gene Ontology annotation, biological process: carbohydrate metabolic process; hyaluronan catabolic process.
GGGAGGGAUCGGUCUGGAACAAAACGUGUCCGACCCACCGACUGCGCUGAUAAGCGAAGGCCCGCACAUUCCUGGGAUGUUUCAAGGCUUCAGCCUCGGCGUGGGGCCCGAUCCUUCCGGUUUACAGCCAGCCUCAAUCCGGAGUGACUUGUGGAAAAUUGAUAGAAAAUUUCCCUGACAGACUCCACCCGAGUAGUCGGCGCCACGUGUGGGAGAGAUCGGAACCAGGCCCUACAUUGCAAGCUCCCUUCCAGGGAGGUUAUGUGCCUGCUGUAUGAUGGGGCCUGGCUCUUGCUGGUGGGACUGUCAAGAAAACUAUGCUGGAAUUGUGCUGUUGGAGCUGAGCUCUGGAGCGGGCCCUUUGCUGGGGUUGGGGAGGCUGCUCAGCCUACUGUGCUGACAGACCUGGGUCUGAGCCUACUCCUAGCCCUGUACCUGUGCUGGUGCUGGAGGAUUUUGUGGCUGGAAGCUUCCCCUCCUAAGGACGAGUCUUUGCUGCCUGUCAAGUCGUACUGGGCUCAGGUGGAUUGUGGAAGGUCAGGACUGAAGUGCCUUGGCAGAGCAGGGCAAGAAGGCUGAUCUGGGGUCUGAGAUGCUAGUCUGUAAUGCAGGAGAUCUCGGUUCAGUUCCCAGCUCCACUGCAGUCAUCUUGUAGGGCCUCAGGCUGUGACCUGAAGCCAUCCUGUGACCGAGCAGCCCAGUGAGAGAAUGCGGGGAGGCUCUGUGCUGGCAGUGCCAUGGCUCCUGAUCCUUACUGUCACCGGCGGCCAUGGGCAGGAUGGGAAGCCAACCUUUGCCCCCCUUUUCACCCGGAAGCCCUUCAUUGUGGCCUGGAAUGCCCCCACCCAGGACUGCAAGCCCCGCUUCCAGGUCCAGCUGGACUUCAGCCUCUUUGACCUGGAUGCCUCGCCCAAUGAGGGCUUUGUAGACCAGAACCUCACCAUCUUCUACAAGGAGCGCCUGGGCCUCUACCCCUACUACGAUAAGCAGCAGGUGGCUGUGAAUGGUGGUGUCCCCCAAAACAGCAGCCUACGGGACCACCUGGACCAGCUCCAGGAUGGAAUCUGCCAUUACAUCCGCUCAGAGGCCAAGGAAGGGCUGGCUGUCAUCGACUGGGAGGAAUGGAGGCCCAUCUGGAUCCGCAACUGGCAGAACAAAGACAUCUACCGCAAGAACUCCCGCAAGCUGGUGCUGUCGCAGCACCCUGACUGGCAGGAGGACAUGGUGAACAAGGAGGCCCAGUACGAGUUUGAGAGCUCGGCCCGGAGAUUCAUGCUUCACACCCUGCAGCAUGCCAAGAGCUACCGGCCCAAGCAGCUGUGGGGUUACUAUCUCUUCCCGGACUGCUACAACCAUGACUACAGCAAGAAUCCAGACAGCUACACGGGCCGCUGCCCUGACGUGGAGAAGACACGCAAUGACCGGCUGUCCUGGCUCUGGAAGGAGAGCACAGCCCUCUACCCCUCCAUCUACCUAGACCAGGUCCUGGCCUCCUCUGAGAACGGCCGCAAGUUUGUGCGCUCGCGGGUCAUGGAGGCCUUGCGGAUCUCUCACCAGCACCAUGAUGGUUACUCGCUGCCAGUCUUCGUCUACACCAGGCCUACCUACAGCCGUAAGCUGGACGUCCUGAGCAGGAUGGACCUGGUCUCCACCAUUGGUGAGAGCGCUGCCCUGGGGGCAGCUGGUGCCAUCUUCUGGGGUGAUGCCGACUACACCAAGAGCCAGAGCACCUGCCAGACCAUCAAGGCCUAUCUGGAGGAAGAGCUGGGUCACUACAUCAUCAACGUCACCACGGCGGCUCAGCGCUGCAGCCAGGCACUGUGCCAGGGUUGGGGGCGCUGCCUGCGCCGGGACAGCACCGCCAACGUCUUCCUCCACCUCAACCCGCUCAGCUUCCAGAUCCGGCGCCGGGGUGAGGCAGACAGGCAGCAGCCAAUGCUGCGGGUGGAGGGGGAGCUGUCUGCCGCCGACACCGCCUACCUACGGACCCACUUCCGGUGCCAGUGUUACCAGGGCUGGCAUGGGGACGCUUGCGAGUGGCAGCUGAGAACACAGAACAGUGGAGCCUGCCCGACCUGUGCCACUCUGGGACUCCUGGUGCUGGGGUUCCUGGCCCACUUGGACUAGCUUGGCCCUUACUGGGGUCCUCAUGGCAGUAGGCAGUCUCCUGGUGCUUAGCAUGGCAGGGGCAUGGGUGCAAUAGAUGGCACUUGUAGCCAGAGCCUGGUGUGCCCCCCGUGGGGCAGACAGACUUAGAACCCAGGAGCCUUUUGUAUUUCAUUUAGUACCGAUGUAGUGGAUCUAUUGGAGGUGGCCCUCUGCCAUGGCUGAGGGGGCAAGAGGCCCCUCCAGCGCUCCCCGUUGGCCAGCAGAGUGCCUGCAGCUGUGGGGUGGGGGGUGUUCUUGGG